AUGGCUACAGAAGCAUCUGCUGCCGUCGCCGCGGUUCCUACACGUACUGAAGAAGACCUGGCCUUUCUCUUCAAGCGAUUUCCCGGCUACCUAUUCACUGAACGCAAGGGGCCAGCGUGGUCGUGGCUUAGCGAUCCUACCGGUAAGCGACCGCCGCCUUCUGCCGUCAAGCCCCAACGCGAGAGCAGCAAUUCGAGAUCCAUCGCCACCUUCUUCAAUCUCAAUGCGAACAACGCCGAAGAUCAGAGGAUGGCCAACCACUUGAUCAGCGCGUUCGAUAGAGCUGAGUUUCAACGAAGGAUUGUAAGAUGGCUCAUCAGCGCCAAUCUUCCUUUCCGCACAGCUGAACACCCUUAUCUUCGCGAUGUCUUCUCCUACCUCAACCCCUCUGUCGACAUUCAAAAAGCCAACCUCUCCGAGAAGACUGUUCACGCCCUCGCUGUACGAGAGGUUGAGCGGCAUAAGGAUGCGGUGGUUAAGACGCUCCAGGAGAGCCCCGGGCUGGUUCAUCUAGUCUUCGAUGGAUGGACUUCACGCAACCGCCUCUCUCUCUACGGCGUGAGCGCAGUCUUCCGAGACGAAGAGGGCACGCCUCACAAGAUUGUGCUCGGUCUGCCAGAGAUGAGUGACCGGCAUACGGGUGAGAACAUCGCGGAGGCCAUCCUCGAUGUUAUUAGAAACUAUGGUAUUGAAAAGAAGAUUGGCUACUUCACUGUCGACAACGCUACAAAUAACGACGCCGCGUUGAAAAUAAUCGGUGAGAAGCUCGGCUUCCAGUGGAAAGAGAGGAGAAAUGUGAUGCCUUUGAGCGAGAAGUCUCUACUAGCCUACUCACUACUCAACAUGAGCAUGAGCAAUGGAGGAGGAAAGGCCCCAUUGGAGGUCAACAGGUCAGACCUCUGGACCAAGAAGCUCAUCUCGGCGCAAGAGCAACGGAUCCGAGAAGCCUCCGAAGGUGAGAAGAUCAAGAAACACACGCCGGUCGGAGUGGUGACAGACAACGCUACGCGGUGGCUCUCUCAGUACUUCAUGAUGGAACGCGCUCUUCAACUCCAGCCUUUCUACGAGACCUUCCUCUUUGAGGCGAAGCUUCACGUUGACUCGCAGUUCCGGACGACAGCAGGCACUCUAAAGAAAGGCGCGAAGGAGCCGCUCUUCUUAAAUGAGGAGAACAAGUUGACCGCGAACGACCUGGGAGGUCAUCCUCUGGAGCAAGCUGGGAUCUUCUCGAUGGGUACGAGUUCCUCCUUUGAGUCUCUCGAGAGAGCGAAGGCGAGAGUUGAAGACCUCGUUGACGGCGAACACGUCGCUAUUAACGUCAACAACGCAUGGAUGAAGCUCGACAAAUACUACGAGAAGAUCGGCCAGUCUCCUCUCAUCUACGCUGCCACCGCAUUGCACCCUCGGCACCGAUGGGGUAGGUUCGAGGCGUGGCGUGAGCAUCACGCUGACUGGAUCGAGCCAGCGAAGUUACAAGUCCGAGAACUCUGGAGGCAACAAUACCGAGACCUACCAGUCGAGCAGAAAGAGGCUUCAGAACCACCCACGAAAAUCCCCCGCCUCUCGAGCAACAGGUUCGCAAUCUUCAGAACCCAGGAGCGAACUCCAACAAACUCAGCACCCACCUCUCCUUCACCCUUUCCAUCGCCAGCGCUGGUCGAACUUGACGAGUUUGAGCGUUGGCAACUAGAUAAUAGCGACUUUGAUUGGUACGAGGAGGAUCCCCGUGCCUACUGGCACAAGAGAAGGAACACCUACCCACGGCUUGCGCGCAUGGCGUUGGAUCUACACACGGUGCUUCCUAUGAGCGCCGAAGUUGAGCGCUUGUUCAGCGUUACUGGCCAUAUGGUUACUCCUUUACGCAACCGGCUACAGGCGAACACAAUAUCUCUCUGUCAGAUCCUCCGCAGCUGGUACGAUGCCGGCGUGAUUGAUGAUCUCGAUCCAAUACUGUCAUGGAAGACACACGGACACAUGGAAGAUGAUUGA
Chaetomium globosum CBS 148.51 is the source of this 1989-nucleotide messenger RNA. RefSeq lists its product as uncharacterized. Bases 1 to 1989 code for a protein of 662 amino acids. Lineage: Eukaryota; Fungi; Ascomycota; Sordariomycetes; Sordariales; Chaetomiaceae. The transcript has 5 exons. Gene Ontology annotation, molecular function: protein dimerization activity. The record is from RefSeq and is a predicted model, not a curated record.